AGUGAGGACUAAGAGGUAUAUAAAAAUAUACCUUAGGCUGCUAAAAAAUUUCAACACAAAAUUCAAUCACAUGUUGUUACUUUUCUUGAGUUCCUAAAGACAUGACAACAACAAAAGAAACUUCAAACUUAGAUCUCAUACGCCAUCAUCUCUUAGGUGACAACAUCUCUGACCCGUUUCUACAUCCUGUUAAACUUGAAAACCCUUUACCAGAAUUUGAUUUCUCUUCAUAUAUUUCAGAAAACAGCACUUUCUUCACUUUCCUUGAAAACUAUGAUUUAAUAGCUGACAUGGAAUUCUUCACUCACACUUCAUCUUCAAAGGAAACAACCCCUUCAAAGGAAAUCAAAGAUGAAGUAGCAAUAGCAACUACUAUGGUGUCAUCAAAGAAGGUUAAGAAAGAAGAAGAAUGUGUUGAUGAGACAAGAAGAUAUAGAGGUGUAAGGAGAAGGCCAUGGGGGAAAUUUGCAGCUGAGAUAAGGGAUCCAUCAAGGAAAGGAAGUAGGGUUUGGUUAGGUACAUUUGACUGUGAAAUUGAUGCUGCAAAAGCUUAUGAUUCUGCUGCUUUCAGAAUGAGGGGUCAGAAAGCUAUAUUGAAUUUUCCUUUGGAAGCUGGUGUUUGUGAUCCUAAGCCAAAUAGUUGUGGUAGGAAAAGGAGAAGAGAAAGUGAAAUUGAAGGUACAAGAUGUUCAAGUUCAAGUUCAUAGGUGCUGGUGAUGCUGUACAAGUUUGUUUUAGUAACUAGUAAUUCUUUUUUCUUUGUUGGUUAAGCACUCAUAAUCAAUUAAAAUGUUAAAAUAAUAUUAGCAAGAACUGUUUUAAUUAGAAUUAUUAGUUGAAUGUAUUUAAAAUUAAUUUUUAGUUUGUUAUGUCUACUAGGAGUGAGCUCAACAAUUAUGUCACAUAGUUUGUACAUAGAAGCAAGCAAUGUUAACGUCAGUAUGAAAUCAGUGCAGAUAUGAGUAUGAAAUCAA
This is a messenger RNA of Medicago truncatula (barrel medic), 974 nucleotides long. RefSeq names its product ethylene-responsive transcription factor ERF107. Gene Ontology annotation, biological process: regulation of DNA-templated transcription; ethylene-activated signaling pathway. Gene Ontology annotation, molecular function: DNA-binding transcription factor activity; DNA binding. Bases 102 to 707 code for a protein of 201 amino acids. The record is from RefSeq and is a predicted model, not a curated record. Lineage: Eukaryota; Viridiplantae; Streptophyta; Magnoliopsida; Fabales; Fabaceae. The transcript has a single exon.